Molecule: messenger RNA, 1398 nt
Organism: Puccinia triticina
Lineage: Eukaryota; Fungi; Basidiomycota; Pucciniomycetes; Pucciniales; Pucciniaceae
Exons: 9
Coding region: 1-1398 (465 amino acids)
Biological process (GO): magnesium ion transport
Cellular component (GO): membrane
Molecular function (GO): magnesium ion transmembrane transporter activity
Source: RefSeq, a predicted model, not a curated record
AUGGGUCUUCUUGAAGACAAAUACAUAGGCCUUGCGCUCGCCGUUUCUUCUUCCUUGGCGAUUGGGACAUCUUUUGUUGGUUUCCCAAUCAUAACCAAAAAAGGUCUUAUCGAUGCUGCCGAUAGGGAAUCAGGUCCAUCGACCAAGACACAUACAUACCUCAGGAAUCCAAUCUGGUGGGCUGGUAUGACAACUAUGGUCGUCGGUGAGGUGGCCAACUUCGCCGCGUAUACGUUUGCUCCCCCUAUCCUCGUAACUCCACUUGGUGCGCUGUCUGUGCUUAUUGGUGCUGUGUUGGCUUCGUUUUUCCUUCAGGAAAAGCUAGGAAGGAUAGGUAAAAUUGGUUGUGCUCUGUGUUUGCUUGGCUCAAUCAUCAUUGUCCUGCAUGCACCGGAGGAUAAGGAGAUCAAAACGGUGGAGGAAAUUCUAGGCUAUGCCAUGCAUCCUGGGUUCAUGUUCUAUUGUUUUUUCGUAUUGGUGUUCAGCGUUUUCAUGAUCUACAAAGUCUCCCCGACUUAUGGAUCUCGGGAACCGAUCGUAUACAUCUCGAUUUGCUCAUUGGUCGGCUCAGUCAGCGUGAUGGCCAUCAAGGGAUUCGGCGUGGCAAUCAAACUGACCUUGGCCGGAUCCAAUCAGUUGACCCAUCUGCCAACUUACGUAUUUGCUAUUGUCGUUGCUGGCUGUAUCGUCGUCCAGAUGAAUUACUUCAACAAAGCCCUCGACCAGUUCUCAACCAACGUGGUCAAUCCGAUCUACUACGUUUGUUUCUCGACGGCUACGAUUGUCUCCUCAUUGAUACUUUUUCAAGGCUUCGGUACACAGGACGCAGUCAACACGUUAUCUCUGCUCAUGGGCUUUUUUGUGACCUUCCUUGGAGUGUAUCUGCUGAAUAUUUCCCGGCUCGACCCGACUGGGACAGCACAAAAUCAGGACCGAAGUCUAGAGAGCGGACGUAUGAGUCUGGACGCGUCUCGGGUGAGCUUGAGUUCUGAACAGCCGCUGACGCAUCAUCCGAUCCAUCGGUCCUACCAUCGAUCGAGCAUGCCCUCUUCGGCCAACCCCUUCCAUCCCUCCCCUCAGGGACAACUAGGCACCUACCGGAGCCAGGAUAGCGUGCUGUUUGACGCCUUUCCUGAAGAAAGCGUCGGCCUGACCCUCAUGAACACUUCAGAAGAAGAAGAGGAUGACGAUUCUCAUCCAGAUCUAUAUCAACAUCACCGUUCAACUAGCAAAAAUCACCCCGAUUGCCCUCGAAAAUCUGAAUUCCCCAUCGCAUCUCUAAGGGAUCUUAAGCCUGACCACUCUCCUACAACAAGAGCUCCUGAUGGCCGUCUCAGUCCACUUGAAACCAACCCAAAUCCUCUUCCUUCUACCGACGAAUCAUCUCCUCACUCCUGA